AUUAUCUUUUAUCACACAACUUAAAAAAAAACUAUAACUUACGCUGAAUCCCAAAAUCAAGUCGGCUAGGCCUUUUCUGUCCAAUUUCCGAAAACACGCCAAGCCAAUUAGCCAAACACGCCCUUGGAAUUGAUUGCCGUCAGCGUGGGGGAAGAAAGUGAAUGUUAAACCACAGGGGCAGCAUCUUACCCGUUUGCCUGUUGCACUAAAAGAAGGAAAAAGAAAAGAAAGGGGAGAGCGAAAAGCGAAAUGGAUUUGCUCCCGGCGGAGAACUCGCGGAUCGCGAUGAAGCACGGCUUCAGGUCACUGAAGCUGGUGAAUGUCAAUAUGGACCAAGAGUUUGAGCGGCAGCCCUUCGGUGUGGACUAUGGUAGGCUCGAUAAUGGUCUCGUUUACUAUGUUCGCCGCAAUCCCAAGCCUAGAAUGAGAGCCGCUCUUGCUCUUGUUGUCAAAGUCGGCUCAGUUUUGGAAGAAGAGGAUGAACGUGGAGUUGCUCACAUAGUUGAGCAUCUUGCUUUCAGUGCAACAAAAAAGUAUACAAAUCACGAUAUUGUCAGAUUCCUAGAAAGCAUUGGAGCCGAAUUUGGUGCUUGUCAGAAUGCAGUGACAUCUGCAGAUGAGACCAUAUAUGAGUUGUUUGUUCCCGUUGACAAGCCUGAACUUUUAUCACGAGCAAUUUCAGUCUUGGCAGAAUUCAGUUCAGAGAUCCGAGUGUCAAAAGAAGAUUUGGAAAAAGAAAGAGGAGCUGUCAUGGAAGAGUAUAGAGGUAACCGAAAUGCUAGUGGGAGGAUGCAGGAUGCACAUUGGAUUCUCAUGAUGGAAGGUUCAAAGUAUGCUGAGCGCCUACCAAUUGGGUUGGAAAAAGUAAUUCGAACUGUUUCUCAUGAGACUGUAAAACAAUUUUAUCAAAAGUGGUAUCACCUACACAAUAUGGCAGUGAUAGCUGUUGGAGAUUUUCCUGAUACAAAGAGUGUUGUUGACCUGAUAAGGACUCACUUCGAGGGGAAAAGUUCGGCACCUGGCCCUCCAUCUGUACCAGUCUUUCCUUUUCCAUCUCAUGAGGAGCCACGUUUUUCAUGUUUUGCAGAAUCUGAAGCUGCUGGGUCUGCAGUGAUGAUUAGCUAUAAAAUGCCAGUUGAUGAACUAAAGACAGUGAAACAGUAUCGAGAUAUGCUUGCAGAAUCCAUGUUUCUGCAUGCUCUAAACCAGAGGUUUUUCAAAAUGUCUCGUAGAAAAGAUCCACCCUAUUUCUCCUGCUCAGCUGCUGCAGAUGUUCUUGUUCGCCCAUUGAAAGCUUAUAUAAUGAGCUCAUCUUGUAAAGAAAAAGGAACUCUGGAGGCCCUAGAAUCUAUGCUGAUCGAGGUUGCAAGGGUACGACUUCAUGGGUUCUCAGAACGUGAAAUAUCUGUUGUUCGAGCUUUACUAAUGUCAGAAAUUGAAUCUGCCUAUUUGGAACGUGACCAAAUGCAAUCUACCAGCUUGCGAGAUGAAUAUGUACAGCACUUUAUCCGAGAUGAACCUGUUAUUGGGAUUGAGUAUGAAGCUCAACUCCAAAAAUCAAUUCUGCCUUAUAUUUCGGCCUCAGAGGUAUCCAAGUAUGCUGAAAAAUUGCAACCGUCAUGCAGCUGUGUCAUAAAGACAGUUGAGCCUCGAGCUUCAGCUACAAUUGAUGACCUCAAAAAGGUUGUGUUGAAGAUCAACAAUCUUGAGAAGGAAAGGAGCAUUUCUCCUUGGGAUGAUGAACAGAUUCCAGAAGAAAUUGUUAACAUAAAGCCAAAUCCAGGGGACAUUGUAGAGCAGUUUGAGUACCCAAAUAUUGGAGCCACUGAAAUAAUUCUAUCAAAUGGCAUGAGGGUCUGCUACAAGUGUACAGAUUUCUUUGAUGAUCAGGUUCUUUUUACAGGGUUCUCAUAUGGGGGUUUAUCUGAACUCCCAGAAAGUGAGUAUAUUUCAUGUUCAAUGGGAUCAACCAUCGCUGGAGAAAUUGGUGUAUUUGGGUACAGACCAUCUGUGCUGAUGGAUAUGCUAGCUGGAAAGCGAGUAGAUGUUGGUACAAAGCUUGGGGCAUACAUGAGAACCUUCACUGGUGAUUGUUCACCCACAGACUUGGAGACUGCCUUGCAGCUUGUCUAUCAGUUAUUCACGACCAACGUGAUACCAGGAGAGGAGGAUGUUAAAAUAGUGAUGCAAAUGGCAGAAGAAGCGGUUCGUGCUCAAGAGAGGGAUCCUUAUACUGCAUUUGCUAAUAGAGUCAAAGAGCUAAACUAUGGAAAUUCCUAUUUUUUCCGGCCAGUUAGACUAAGUGACCUUAGAAAAGUUGACCCGCUAAGAGCUUGUGAAUAUUUCAACAGCUGUUUUCAAGAUCCAUCGAGUUUCACUGUAGUGAUUGUAGGGAACAUUGACCCAAGAAUUGCACUUCCCUUAAUAUUGCAGUAUUUGGGUGGAAUACCAAAACCUUCCAAACCUAUUUUCCAUUUUAACCGUGAUGACCUCAAAGGAUUACCAUUCAAAUUUCCUACAACUGUAAUAAGAGAAGUGGUACGGAGCCCCAUGGUUGAAGCACAAUGUUCUGUCCAGCUAUGUUUUCCUGUGGAGCUGAAGAAUGGAACCAUGGUAGAAGAGAUUCACUCUGUUGGGUUCCUGAGCAAGCUUCUUGAAACAAAAAUAAUGCAGGUUCUCCGUUUCAAGCAUGGACAGAUCUACUCUGCAGGUGUUUCAGUGUUCCUUGGUGGUAAUAAACCUUCUAGAACCAGUGAUUUACGUGGUGAUAUUAGCAUAAAUUUUUCUUGUGAUCCAGAAAUUUCAUCAAAGUUGGUUGAUCUUGCUUUGGAAGAAAUCUUGCGUCUUCAAGAGGAAGGGCCUUCAGAUCAAGAUGUCUCAACCGUACUAGAAAUUGAACAAAGAGCCCAUGAAAAUGGACUACAGGAAAACUAUUACUGGCUGGAGAGGAUUUUUCGCAGCUAUCAGUCAAGGAUCUAUUCUGGUAAUGUUGGGACUUCUUUUCAGAUUCAAGAUGAAGGACGCACCAGGCUCAGGGAAUCUCUGACUCCAUUAACAGCACAGAUGGCGUUGCAGAGGAUACUGCCUUACCCUUGCAAAAAUCAGUACACUGUUGUGAUUCUUAUGCCCUGUCGGUUUAGGUUGUCAAGAUUAUUUUCAAGACGGACUUCUUACAGUAGAGAUGCAAAGGUUUUAGCUGGCAUUGCGGCUUUGACUAUUUUCGUGUUUUGUUUGUGGAGAUAUCCGCGAAAGCCUUAGGAAAUUCGUUCCUGGUAGAUCAUAGAACUUUCUGCUAAGAACACGGUGGAUUCUUCUUUCCUUUUGCCAAAGAUGAUAGCAAGACGUAGUCAUAAACUACCACUUUACCAGAGGAGGCAGUGAUUCAUUUUUAUACCAGGGGUGAUUGCAGGCUUAGAUACGUUAAAAUACAUUUUUUUUAAAAUCUGAUCUCAGCUGUAGCAUGUUGAAUCUUAUUCCGUUAUUUUAUUUUUAUUUAGUGAUGAUAUAAACUUUGGCUUUGUUCUUCGCGUUAAGUGUAACGUACCGCCACCUAAUGGUAGUGGAGAAUCAGUACCAAAUGAAACUAUUAAAUUGAAAGAUUAUUC
Molecule: messenger RNA, 3605 nt
Organism: Rubroshorea leprosula
Lineage: Eukaryota; Viridiplantae; Streptophyta; Magnoliopsida; Malvales; Dipterocarpaceae
Source: the annotation of a GenBank genome assembly